CAGCAGCAGCGGCGGCGGCGGCGAGGCCCGAGCCCGGCGCCCCAUGGAGAAGCUGCAGACGGUGCUCGACCUGCAGCUCAAGCAGCACAGGGCGCUGGGCUACGGCCUGGUGAGCCUCCUGACGGCGGGCGGGGAGCGCCUGUUCUCCGCCGCCGUGUUCCAGUGUCCCUGCAGCGCCGCCUGGAACCUGCCCUACGGCCUGGUCUUCCUGCUGGUGCCCGCGCUCGCCCUCUUCCUGCUGGGCUACGUGCUGAACGCGCGCACCUGGCGCCUGCUCACCGGCUGCUGCGCGCGCAGCUCGCGCUCCCGCGCCCGGGGCUGCGGCGCGGGGCUGCGGGGCGCCGUGGUGUGCGCGCAGCUGGGCGCCUCGGCCGCGGUGGCGCCGCUCACCUGGGUGGCCGUGGCGCUGCUCGGCGGCGCCUUCUACGAGUGCGCGGCCGCCGGGAGCGCGCCCCUGGCGCGGCGCAUGUGCCGGGGCCGCGCCCCCGCCUGCGAGGCCCAGCUGCCGCUCGCGCCCUGCCUGCCCGCGCAGGGCCCCGACGCGCAGGGCCUCCUCAGGGAGCUCAAGGCGCAGUCGCAGGUGCUGGGCUGGAUCCUGAUAGCACUUGUCAUCAUCUUCCUUCUGAUUUUUACGUCUGUCUCCCGAUGCCUAUCUCCAGUUAGUUUCCUGCAGCUGAAAUUCUGGAAAAUCUAUUUGGAACAGGAGCAGCAGAUCCUUAAAGCUCAGGCCACAGAGCAUGCCAUGGAACUGGCAAAAGAGAAUGUUAAGUGUUUCUUUGAGUGCUUACACCCAGAGGAAUGCAAUACCCCCAGCAUGAAAGACUGGCAGCAAAUUUCAUCUCUAUAUACUUUCAAUCCGAAGGAGCAGUACUACAGCAUGUUGCACAAAUAUGUCAACAGAAAAGAGAAGACUCAUAGUAUCAUAUCUAAAGAAGGAGAUGCAGUGAUUCCUGUUCUUGGCUUUGUAGAUACACCUGGUAUAAACAUAAACACUGCUGCUGAGUUAUGACCUUAUUAAUGAAUACACAGAAAGUGCUUUUGAGUUAUUGCUUCAUUAAAAAGAAACGUUGGGGGAUCCCUGGGUGGCGCAGCGGUUUGGCGCCUGCCUUUGGCCCAGGGCGCGAUCCUGGAGACGCAGGAUCGAAUCCCACGUCGGGCUCCCGGUGCAUGGAGCCUGCUUCUCCCUCUGCCUAUGUCCCUGCCUCUCUUUCUCUCUCUGUGACUAUCAUAAAUAAAUAAAAAAAACUUAAAAAAAAUAAAAAUAAAAAUUUAUAAAAA
Molecule: messenger RNA, 1278 nt
Organism: Canis lupus familiaris (dog)
Lineage: Eukaryota; Metazoa; Chordata; Mammalia; Carnivora; Canidae
Gene: CALHM6
Product: calcium homeostasis modulator family member 6
Exons: 2
Coding region: 44-1009 (321 amino acids)
Molecular function (GO): monoatomic cation channel activity
Source: RefSeq, a predicted model, not a curated record